UACUACAAAUAAAAGGCUUAUGCGCAUGGGCCACUUGUUUAGCAGUAAUUGCAACUUUGCGAAUUUGUGAUUGUCCUUUUAUGGUUAUUGACCAAUAAUUCCCAAGUUUUGCUGUAGAUUCUGUUUCUGCUUUCUGCUUUCUGCUGUUGUUGUUGUUUUCUCUCUAAGAUGCCUGUUAAUGUCAUAAUCCACGUCUCUUUGAUUUUUUUUGUUGUAUAUCUACUUGUUUCUUCUACUUCUAAUGCUGAAGGUUUUGAGAUCGAAAGCCAAGAUGUUAGAAGAUCUGAAUUCCCAGAUAACUUUCUCUUUGGUACAGCUGUUUCUUCAUACCAGGUUGAAGGAGGAUAUCUUGAAGAUGGAAAAGGCCUAAGCAACUGGGAUGUUUUCACUCAUAUUCCAGGAAACAUUAAAAACAAUGAGAAUGGAGAUGAUGCAGAUGAUGAUUACCAUCUGUUCUUGGUAGAUGCUGAGAUUGCACAAUCACUUGGGGUGAAUGCAUAUCGGUUUUCGAUUUCAUGGGCUAGAAUUCUACCUAGAGGAAGGUUUGGUGAAGUUAAUCCAGGUGGAAUCAAGUUCUAUAACAAAAUUAUAGACAACCUCUUGCUCAGGGGAAUUGAACCAUUUCUGACAAUACACCAUUUUGAUCUUCCACAAGAACUGGAGGAUAGAUAUGGGGCUUGGCUCAGUCCACUAAUGCAGGAUGAUUUUCUUCUUUUGGCCGAAACCUGUUUCAAGAGCUUUGGCGAUAGAGUUAAGUACUGGACAACUAUCAAUGAGCCUAAUAUGUUUGCAGAAAUGUCAUAUGUUAGGGGACUUUAUCCACCUGCUCAUUGUUCUCCACCUUUCGGAAAUUGUUCAGUUGGCAAUGCAGACAUUGAGCCUCUUAUAGUUGUUCACAACAUGUUAUUAGCCCAUGGCAAGGCUGUUAAGCUAUACCGAGAACGAUUUCAGUCAAAACAAGGUGGUUCGAUAGGAUUAGUUGUGCAUUUACAUAUGUAUGAACCACUAAGAGAUGUAGAAUCCGAUCGUCAAGCCGUGAAUCGGGCUCUGGCUUUUACAGGAGGCUGGGUUUUAGAUCCUCUGGUAUUUGGAGAUUAUCCUCCUGAAAUGCGCCAGUACCACAGGAGUGAACUGCCAAGAUUUUCCAGUGAAGAAACUGAGUAUAUGAGAGGCAGUAUUGAUUUUAUUGGCCUUAAUCAUUAUUCAACAUUAUAUGCCAAGGAUUGCAUCCAUUCUCCUUGCGUCUUAGGUGGAGACCAUUUCAUCAGAGGCUUUACAUUCACAACUGGAGAAAGAGAUGGCAUUCUAAUCGGUGAACCAACCGGUGUUGAAAGAUUUUAUGUUGUUCCGAGGGGCAUGGAGAAGAUUGUUGAUCAUGUUUCAAAAAGAUACAAUAACAUGCCCAUAUAUGUAACAGAGAAUGGAUAUUGUCCCCCACUGACUGAAGCCGCUCCAAAUUUGCUGCAUGAUGUCAACCGAAUCAAUUUCUACAAUGGUUAUCUUGCUGCUUUGUCCCGAGCAAUUAGGAAGGGUGCUGAUGUACGGGGAUACUUUGCAUGGAGCUUGAUGGAUAACUUUGAAUGGGCAGGAGGUUACAGUUCAACAUUCGGACUUUACUACGUUGAUCGUCUAACUAUGAACCGAACUCCCAAGCUUUCUGCUAAAUGGUUUCAACAUUUUCUUGCAAACAGAAGCAGUGCAAGAUUUAACAGACAAAGGUUCGUCAAUCGAACACCCAAAUCUGGACGUGUUCGAAAAAGCAAAUAUAUCGUAAUUGCUACAACUAAUGCUAAUGCAAGAGAUGUGUGAAUGAAUGAUCAUAUGGGUCCAACGUUUCAUUGUUAUUGUAUUGAUCUUACAAACUUUGAAGGUUCCAUCUUCAGUAUUUUAUGGAUCAACCAUUUAUAUUUUCAUAA
Messenger RNA from Gossypium arboreum, 1916 nucleotides. RefSeq names its product beta-glucosidase 18-like. NCBI's taxonomy places the organism in Eukaryota, Viridiplantae, Streptophyta, Magnoliopsida, Malvales, Malvaceae. The transcript has 12 exons. The record is from RefSeq and is a predicted model, not a curated record. Gene Ontology annotation, biological process: carbohydrate metabolic process. Bases 169 to 1809 code for a protein of 546 amino acids. Gene Ontology annotation, molecular function: beta-glucosidase activity.